Molecule: messenger RNA, 2736 nt
Organism: Malania oleifera
Lineage: Eukaryota; Viridiplantae; Streptophyta; Magnoliopsida; Santalales; Ximeniaceae
Product: TOM1-like protein 6
Exons: 9
Coding region: 420-2582 (720 amino acids)
Biological process (GO): protein transport to vacuole involved in ubiquitin-dependent protein catabolic process via the multivesicular body sorting pathway
Molecular function (GO): ubiquitin binding; phosphatidylinositol binding
Source: RefSeq, a predicted model, not a curated record
AUCGAUUACAUGCACAAUUUGGGAAUGGGUAGCGGGUACAUUGCUUCAAGCCAAACAAGCGAAGUCAUAUUGCAAACUCGGAGAGGCGAUAAUAGAAAGAAGAAAGAAUAGAACGAAAGGAAAAAGGAGAAAAAGAACGAAUUUCCCGGAAAGGAGAGCGAGUGUGCAGAGGGAAGAAAGAACAGAAAGGCGCACUUUCUAGGGCUUUAUUUUUUGUGUUUUCUCUUUGAAAUUUUCUCUGGGGUAGUAUUUUCUCGGAAAAAUCCGGUUUUGGGAGUUCCUUGUUGGGUUCUGCUUGGUUCGUUCCAAUUUUAAUCCGUUCAAGCUUUUCCGUUAUAUCUGUUUUUAUUCGUUUAUCUCUUCUUUGGGGACGCAUUCGUUUGAGAGAGAGACAGAGAGAGAGAGACAGAGAGAGAGACAUGUCAUCUUCAGCUACCGUACGAGUGGAGAAGGCGACGAGCGAUCUUCUCAUCGGUCCCGAUUGGACUAUGAACAUCGAUAUUUGCGAUUCCAUCAAUUCUAAUCACUGGGAGGCAAAAGAUGUGGUCAAAGCUGUGAAGAAGAGGUUGCAGCAUAAGAACCCUAAAGUUCAGCUACUUGCUUUAACGCUUUUAGAGACAAUGGUAAAGAACUGUGGUGAAUACGUUCAUUUUCAAAUUGCUGAGAAGAAUAUACUGCAGGAGAUGAUCAAAAUUGUAAAGAAAAAGACAGAUAUGCAUGUAAGGGAUAAAAUCUUGGUACUGCUAGACUCUUGGCAAGAAGCAUUUGGCGGACCUGGAGGAAAACACUCUCAAUACUACUAUGCAUAUGAAGAACUUAGGCGUUCUGGAGUAGAAUUUCCCCAGCGUUCAGCAGAUGCAGCUCCAAUAUUCACACCACCAGUUACCCAUCCAUCCCACCCUAGACUUGCUCAGGGAGGAUAUGGAAUGCCAAGCCAUUCUUCCAGAAGGCUUGAUGAAGCAAUGGCAUCAGAGAUAGAAAGUUUAAGUUUAUCGAGCCUGGAUUCCAUUCGGAAUGUCAUGGAACUCCUAGGUGACAUGCUGCAAGCUGUGAACCCUAGUGAUCAAAUGGCUGUCAAAGAUGAACUCAUCAUUGAUCUUGUUAACCAGUGUCGUACAAACCAGAAAAAGCUAAUGCAAAUGCUAACUUCAACUGGGGAUGAGGAACUUCUUGGUCAAGGUCUUGAAUUAAAUGAUAGCCUACAAUUUUUACUUGCAAAACAUGAUGCUAUAGCUUCUGGAUCUCCUCUCCCAACUCAAGUAAAGGGUAUCAGCUCCCGCCCAACUGACGUAGGGUCCUCCAGCCUCAGGCCAAAUGAAGUAAGAGAUGGCUCAAGAUCAAACCCUACUACCCCUACACCAGUUGUUGCUGUAACAAGGGCUCAAGUCGAUGAAGAGGAAGAAGAGGAAGAUGACUUUGCUCAGCUAGCUCGAAGGCAUUCCAGAGCACAGCCUAUUUCUUCCCCAGGUGCGAUUACUGUAACCAGUCAAAGUGUUACAUCAGUGAAUACAAUCAAUCCUACUAGUGUUCCUAUGCCAUCAGACCCAGUCCCCAACCCAAGCCAUGCAUUAGCUCUGCCUGAUCCGCCUCCAGCGGUUAGGACCACAAAAGAGCAAGAUAUCAUUGACCUUCUGAGCAUCACCUUGUCAACAACCACCACCACCUCCCCUCAGACCCCUCACACUGCAUCUGCUGCUAACCAAAGUAUGCACCAGGUACCUGUUUCUCCUACACCUGCACAAAGUUAUUCUUAUGCUUCCCAGAAUGGCACUGGAAACACAGGGCAAGUAUCCUACAAUAGUUAUGUUGUCCCCUGGGCCCAGGCUCAACCUCAACUUCAACCCCAACCCCAACCCCAACCCCAACCCCAGCCCCUGCAUACACAGACACGUCCACAACAACAAUGGAACCCCCCACCACAACAACUAUCACAGACACAGCCACAGCUGCAGCCGCAGCCGCAGCCGCAGCUGCAAUUGCGAUUGCCACAACUGCAAGCACCACAACCACAACUGCAACAUCCACAGGCACAGCCACAGCCGCAGCCGCAACCACAACUGCAACCACCACCACAACUACAACUGCAACAUUCACAGCCGCGGCCGCAGCCGCAACUGCAACCGCAACCACAACCACAACUGCAACCACAGCCACUGAGACAACCCCAAGGCCCCCAACCCCAACCUCAAAUUUAUGGCUACCCCCCUCCACCAUGGGCAGCUACCCCGGGUUAUUUCUAUAACCCAAAUCCUUCAUCCGGUGCUUAUACAUUUUCAACACCUCGAGCUAGCACAACAGCACCUUACAUGCCAAUACAGGGGGCUAGACCCUUGCACAACUAUAAUUCGUUUCCUUCAAGAGGAAGCAAUGGGGUGGCCAUGCAUGGAGAUGCACGCAUGAGCUCUAGUGCUGUGAACCUGGGCCCUCCUGCGGGGCACAAGCCUUUUGUUCCCUCCUAUAGGUUGUUUGAAGAUCUUAAUGUCCUUGGAAAUCCUGAUGGAAAACCUAAGGUGACUAGCUCAUCUUCAGGCAUGGGCAUGUUAGGAUCUCCAGGUCAAGGUAUGGUGGGUGGAAAGAAGUGAAAAAUGGUCCAAUGUAUAAAUGGAACAAUUAAUACAAACAUGAUAUGAUACUUGUGCAUAUUAUGUAUAUUGGUAUUUACAGUCAAUUGGAUUGUAUUAGUUUUUAAGGACACCAUCAUUGCUUUUGCUUAAUCAUAAAUAAUUUGAGAAUCAA